Molecule: messenger RNA, 2319 nt
Organism: Anneissia japonica
Lineage: Eukaryota; Metazoa; Echinodermata; Crinoidea; Comatulida; Comatulidae
Product: probable sugar phosphate/phosphate translocator At5g05820
Exons: 3
Coding region: 167-1135 (322 amino acids)
Cellular component (GO): Golgi apparatus
Molecular function (GO): antiporter activity
Source: RefSeq, a predicted model, not a curated record
UACAGUAGGUCACCAGAAAAGGGGGUGGAGUGUGUUUUGGGGAAACGUACGUUAACAGUUCUGUAUUUUCAAUUUAAGUUUCAGAAAUAUUUAAUUCUGAAUGUGUGUACAUAUGCUGUGCUAUAAAUUGCUAGUAGAAUACCAAAAAAACUGAGAAGAAUUCACAAUGUUUAGGAUUGAUCGGCUGCAAGUGAUGACGGCGGUAUCAAUUUGUGGUUGGUUGUUCCUGAGCAUCACCAUUGGCAACCUGAAUAAAUGGAUUUUUACAAACCAUAAUUUCAACUACCCAGUAUUUCUUACAACGUUACAUGUUUUGACAACCUACAGUGUCAUUUCUGUCACACUUCACAAGACUCCUUUAGGAAUGGCUUACGACGACCAAUGGAAAAUUUUACCAACAAUCCAGGACCAAAAAAUACAAGUAUUAAGCGUGAUGUUUGCAGCGAGUAUAGCACUAGGAAAUGUCGCUAUUAAAUAUCUUUAUAUUUCAUUUGCGAAGAUGAUCUUUGCGCUGACACCUCUCAUGACAGUUUUAGUGUCAAAAGUUCUGCUUAAUAAAACACACGAUAAGUACACGUAUAUUGCGUUGAUACCGCUUUUUAUAGGAAGCGUGCUGUGUACUUUAGGGGAGGUUAACUUCAGCGUUAUUGGGUUUUUAGCUGCAAUUCUAUCUACAUUUCUGAGGUCUCUGAAGUCUCUUCUUCAAGGUUUUCUUUUAAAGGAAGAGCGUAUAGAUUCCAUCUGCCUCCUUUAUUACAUGUCGUUACCGAGUCUCCUCCUGCUUCUAAUGGCAACAGUCAUCUUCGAAUACCAUGUCAUCUGGGACCUAAACCUGUACACCAAUAUCCGCCUUUGGUGUCUCAUCUUGUGCAGUUGUUUUUGUGCCGUCGGCUACAACAUGAUGAACUUUGUUGUGACGUAUUUUACAUGUCCUAUAACGUUACAGGUACUCGGCAACAUCAGCGUUUUACUAAAUGUACUUGUUUCUGUGUUUAUCUUCAAUAAUGAAGUGUCUCUAUCUAGUUGGAUUGGUAUGUUUGGUAUUAUGUUGGGCACAGUUCUAUAUCAUAAGGUGCAGUUGAUGAAUAGUAUGCAAUGGGCCUUAAAUCGAGGCCGAUCGAACAAACAAAAAUGAUUUACCAGUUCAUGUAGUAAUAUUUGUGUCUACUGUAACCACCCAAACUUAAAGAAUCCAUUUAUUUGUUUAUUAAACACCACCGAAGAAACACCGAAUGAUACAGUAGAAAAAUAUUUCCACCAGUGUUUUGCAGAACCCACAUGAAGAAUUCUACAUGCGUGCUAUCACUGGUGGCGGCACUGGGUGGGCCUAGGUCCACCCAAAAAUUUUAGUGGCGACCCCUGGCCCCAGCCUCUUUUUCUCGCUACAUGGUAAAGUGCUUACCGGGCCCACCCAAUAUUUAAACCUUGCCUGUGCAUGGUAUCACUUACUGUACAUCAUCUCAAAUAACCAAGAUAAGUUAAUUGCUUGCAAGGGUGGAAAAGCACUCGUUCCAUGAUAAUUCCUAAAAAUACAAAACUUGGGCUAAAGCAGCAGUCAUAAGCUCCCACCACAAGCUCAUUUUCGUUUACAUAGUUGUAAAUGUGCUUAUUAAUACUUAUGGUUAUUGGGUGUAGUAGAAUGUAAGGGGACACCUUUAGGAACAAUAAAAGUAUCUCCAAAAGAAGGUACUGUAUCCUUUAAAUAUAGUUUGGCUGUAGUGUUAAAAUAUAUAUUUUUUCUUGCUUCACUUGACACAUUUUGUCCUUAAUUUGGGUAUCUUCUAAGUAGGUGUAGUGUCCAGAAUGAAGUGUUCUCAUUUACUGUAUUAUUAUACCAAAAAUAAUUUUUCCUCCCUCUGUGGAUGGAUCCUUUGUACUUGUAUUAUUAUUAUUAUUAUUUUAUUUUCCUUCCCGUUACAACUGAAAAGCCUAGAUUUUUGUUGAUUUUUUUUCUUCUAUCCUGUUACCAUUGUUUUCUAUCCUCCACUGUGGUCCUUUUCUGCGCUUUCAUCUUCUUCAAACUUCGUCCAAGGAAAGCCUAUAUAAUAUGGAAGAUGUGCAUAGUAAAACAAACUUCAUACUAAAUAUAUUUUAUAUUAAUUAACUGGUAAUUAAACUUCUAUUUUAACGCAAAUUGCCACAAUUUGCAUUUUCUUUGCAAGUUUUAAGGGUUCUAAACUAAUUUAUUAUGAAAUGCAUAAUCUUCACCCUGGAACUAUAAAAUUUAGGUUAAAUAUUAUUAAUUCAAUUUAUAUAAAUGAUUAUCAUUUCAAUGAAUUUAACAAUAUUAUUUCUAUCAUAUUAGCAUAAUGUUAAUUA